GUAGUAUGGUACUGUGGCUACAGUUUAUGGCCGCGCCUUUUAACUUACUUUAAAAAUAAGUUGUCUUGCAUUAAAGUCUUUUCGUUUCAAGUCAUAGUGCUUCAUUGGUGUGAAGACAGAAAGUCGACUAUAAUAGUCACAGAGUCAAUAAUUUAACAGCCAUGCAUCGUGUUGGAAAACCUUGGAAAAAAAAGACUGCAACUCCUGUUUUUCCGAAAUUUUUACGAAGAAUUGUUUUCUUUCUAAUAUUACUAGCGGUCUCGGAGGUUGAGGAAGAUGAAAAUCUACGACUCGUCAAUUAUUCUGCCGACAUCAAAGAUUCACUGGAUUUGUGUGCUUUCAUUUUUGCUAAAUUCAAUAUCUUUCUUGCAAAAUGGAGAAUGUUACGCAAUGUCGGCCUUUCAAAAGACGAAUACCCUCUUCUAUUUGGCAUGUCUUCAGAUCAAGGUCAUUCGGACCAUACCAAGGUCAUAGACUCCUCAAAACAUGAAAAAUCUGUUCGCUCCGAAGAAAACCUGUAUAUUCAGAUUCAGAAUACAAUGAAUUUGUCAAGGGAGAUAAGUAGUCUUGUUUCUGAGAAUAUUACCACACUCAAAAGACAAGAUGAAAAAACAAUCGUCCAAGUUUCUGCAAAAAUGCUGAAGUUUGAUUUACUACUUCGUGUGGUUUCUGGAACUUCUGGCAAAGUGUAUACCAAGGUCUGGAAAAAUUGUUCAAUGCAAUUUGAUGAUGAACGCAAACAGAGGGAUAUAGUCCCAAAGUGCUCAAACGUUGUGGAAUUUGGAAAUCAGGAUUUUGAACCAGAAAAGAAAAAAAUAAAUGAGGAAAUUGAUGAACAAAAAAGGGUCCUAGUAGAAGAAGUGGAAAACUUCCAGAAUGGUGCAGAGAAUAAUUUUAACAACCGCAUGUUUACAAAUAAUGUCUCUACUAUGAAAUAUUGGGAAUCUUUCGAGGGGUCGCUCAGAAAAUUGGACGAAGCUGGUGCCGUAACAGAGGAUUCUAUUUGUCGAUUCGGGGCUCAAAACAAUCGAACUGAAUGUAAAGUACAUGGACGAAAACAAACGUUUCAACCAGAUUGUCUCCAGGAAUGUGUAGAUGGCAAUAACAAUGAGAAAAAAAGUGAGGGUUCAUCGUCAAAUUCUAAUCCACAGCAGAGUGCCCAAAUUUCGUCGGGCGGGAAUUCUGCAAGCGGGGGAUGUUCGAGUCAAGGUUCCUACGGAACUGGAGACGGGGAUGGUGACCCAGAAAAAAAUCGCAGAAAUCAGAAAAUUGUUUCGGGAUGCGCAAAUGAUAAUGGAAUUUCAGACAGGGAAAAUCAGGAUGGAAAUAACAGAAACUCGGAUGAAAAUAGAGAAAAUUCAGAUGAAAAUAAAGGAAGCACAAUUCUUGAAUGCAACCAACGAGGCAACGCUUCCAUAGAAACAGCAGGAUAUAGCGGGCAUACACACGAAAAUGGAGGAAAUAGGGAGAAUCGACCAAGUGAUGUUGUUCGAAAUAAUUCGAGACGAAAUACUUCAAUAACGAACCCUACACAACAAGAAGAAAUUCAGCAAGCCUUCUCGGCUCCACGUGAUAUGAACAAAGGCGAUCAAACAAAAUCUACUCAGAAUCCAGUUCCCAAUCACAGGGAACAUGAAGAUGUGAACAUAAGCGUAGGACCUGAAUUACCCAGUGGUGCAAGCAGCAGUCAAGGAACUCAAGGCACAUCUGGAAAUGAAAACCAUAGAAGAACAAUUCCACGUAAACGAGGAAUUCCAGAACCAGAAUCCACUGACACUGGACAAGAAGUACGCCAGCCCAAUGUCAGAAAACGUGCAUGUCUUGACCCCGAACGCUAUCCGGAGAACCACCCGGACCUUGUUGCGCCCUUUCCUCGCACUGGCCCUGUUGAUCGUAGGCAUGAUGAUGAAGAUCUUGUGAAUAAUGUCAGAAAUCGUUCACGUCCCGGCCCAGAACGAUGUCUGAAUAACCGCCGUGACAUUGUUCAACACUUACUUCGUUCCAUUGAUAUAAGGCAUGAUGAUGAAGAUCCUACGAAUAAUAUUGCCUACGAGCCACAACGACCCGAUCGUACUUUCUAUCAUCCUCCAGAGAUUCUCAGAGAAGGGAGUGACAUUGCUACAAACCCCAGGACGUCCCAUCAACAGCCACUGCAAAACUCUAGAGUCGAGAGUUAUGGAAAUUUUGAAGACUUUCCACUGACUGAACAACAACGAGCCGCUGCACAACGACGUCGGCAAGUUUGUUACUUGGAUGAUUAUGCUGGAAAUCUGAUCGCAUACGAUCAACCCCGGCCGGGCCGGACUUUCAACCAUCCAGCAAGCCCCAGAGAAGGGAGGCCUUGGAUUUGCGACACAUGCCGAGCUCAUACACAUCCACUUGCCCCUCAAUUCUGCCCUGUGUGUGGGGUCUUUCUGUGUGAAGAACAUAUUGGUCAACGGCAUCGCUGCAUACAUGAUAGAGUUUUCGAGAAUCUCCCCUCAAAUGAUGGACAGGACGCAAUGGAAGAUGGAGGUGAAGAAAACGCAGAAAUGGAGGAACACGGGGAAGAUGGGGACUAACCGGGAUGGAAAAAAAUUGACCAAAAAAAGAUCUUUCUGUAUAAUACAAGGCAAUUUUUUGUAGCUUGGAAUGCUUUUUAGACCCUUAAGACUAAUUAAAACACACAUUUCCGGUGUUCGGACAGAACCGCUAGUUGCUUCGAUCUAGCUUGGCAAAUAAAAAAUUUAGAACUCCAUCCCCCCUUUGAAUAUUUCUGGCUACGCCCCUGCCUUUAGCUAUGUGUGCAAAAGUUUUUGCAUAUUAUGUGCUCAUUUUAUAAGUUUAAUGAAGUACAUAGCCCCAAAUGUUACCAUUUGAAUGGAAACUUUAUAUAUUUAGGUCCCAUUAGUCAACUCACCUUUAGCUUUAUGUGAAAAAAAAAUUUGCAUGUUUUUAUCCAUUUAUUUGGUAAAAAUUUGGCCAUUUUAUUUGUUACCCUGCUUUCAUCUCACUUAUCAAGAAGAUGAAAUAUGUUGUAGACCUGUUCCAGUCGUAUGCCCAUUUGUGCAAAAAAGGCUUUAUUAGUUUAUUACCAAGGCUCUUAUGUUAUAGCCAUUGAAGGUAAAAUAUGCCUUUUUUUUCUUUAUUUGGAUGGAUUUUGGUUCCGCCCAUGUAUUUCUAUUACUGUAGUCGUUUUUUCAUGUUUUAUUAUUUUAUUUUUUGAUUAUGCAUAAAUUUGAUCACCUUCAAGGUAUAUGCAAUCUUUGUAUCUGUUAACAAGUUCAAUUUUUGACUUGUUGCAAAUGAAAUUUUGGAAAAUCCUGAAAAAAGUUCAUUUUAUAGAUAAAACCGUUUCUGAAAAAAAUCAGAAUUUCUAUUUUCUAUAGAAGAAAUAUUUUUCAACUACUUUAUGUAAAAUUUAAUUUUUUAUGGAUAUAGAUAUAAAUAACCCCUGCAUUUGGUAAAGGUGCUAACACACUAGGAAGAAGAUGUUUGAUAUGCUUUGAAAAUUUAAAACCAAUAUACUCAAUGGUGACCGUACAUUUGAACCCAUGUACAUUUGAACCCAUGUACAUUUGAACCCAUGUGCAUAUC
This is a messenger RNA of Styela clava, 3576 nucleotides long. The record is from RefSeq and is a predicted model, not a curated record. NCBI's taxonomy places the organism in Eukaryota, Metazoa, Chordata, Ascidiacea, Stolidobranchia, Styelidae.